CUACAUCUGCAGGCAAGGAAAGCUCUACGUGCAUUGAAAGGUCUGGUAAAACUGCAAGCAUUGGUGAGAGGCCACCUGGUGAGGAAGCAAGCUACAGCUACUCUCCGCAGCAUGCAAGCACUGGUGACUGCUCAAGCCCGAGCAUGUGCCCAGAGGAUCCGAAUGGUUGAAGAGUCCCAAGCCAUCUCACAAAGGCAGUCUGUAUACAGGAGAUCACCACAGCGUCGCAGAUCCCGACAUUCAUAUGACAUGGAUAGAAGUGCAGAGGGGAAUGUCGAAAUUGGGGAAAUGGAUCUUCGUGAGUCGAGGGGCAGUACAGAGAACAGGAACAGUUAUUCCAUCACAAACACUGAAAUAAAGGAUCGCAGACUCUCUAUAUAUUAUGGCAAUGCUUGUCUGCCUCUCAGGGCAGACCAAUACCAGCAGAUAUCAUCUGCUCGAUCAGCAAUUACUUUUACGAGCCCAAGGGCUUAUGGUGGGCAUUUUGAGGAGUUCUCAUUCACCACAGCACAAACCAGUCCUCAACACUUGUCAGCUGUGUCUCUAACUGAUGCAACACAAACUUCUUUCGACUACCACUUUUACCCCAAUUACAUGGCCAACACAGAGUCAUCAAGGGCAAAGGCACGGUCACAGAGCACACCAAGGCAACGAACUGAUUCAUAUGAAAGGCAAACAAGCACGCAGAGGCCAUCAGUGGAAGGAAGGAACAUUCCUAGAGGUGUAAAGAUGCAACGAUCUUCUUCCCAUGUGGGUUUGACAGCAAAUGGGUAUCAGUAUCCAUGGUCAAUCAAACUUGAUAGGUCCAGCAUGUCCCUCAAAGACAGUGAAUGUGUUCAGCAAGCAUCACGCUUACGAACACCAACUAUUGCAGAUCUUUGGUAGGAUUUGAGGUACAAUUUGUCAAUCCUUAAAUACAACUCUUGCUUAUGUGUACUGAAUACUUGAUUACUUCUUCGAGGAGGAGUUGCUGACUGAAAAUGCCAUGCUCUGUGUGAUUCCAGGUUCCCAAAAAUAAGUACUGACUCUUAUCUCAACUGUCUACUGCCAUUUGGAACAUGUAACACUGCUGAAGGUAAACGUAAACAGACAGGCCAUGUCAAGCUUCUGAAGAAGGGAAUCUGCAGAUAUGUACCGAAGCACAAUCUGCUGAGACCUAGGAAUACAUUUUUCCCCCUCUGCAUGUAAGCUAUGAUCCCAAGUUUUCUAAUACCUUGUUCUAGUUUGGGCUAUUUCAGUUUAUUUUUCA
Messenger RNA from Phoenix dactylifera (date palm), 1249 nucleotides. The record is from RefSeq and is a predicted model, not a curated record. NCBI's taxonomy places the organism in Eukaryota, Viridiplantae, Streptophyta, Magnoliopsida, Arecales, Arecaceae.